This is a messenger RNA of Malaclemys terrapin pileata, 1011 nucleotides long. RefSeq names its product olfactory receptor 4D2-like. The record is from RefSeq and is a predicted model, not a curated record. The coding region runs from base 1 to 1011 and encodes 336 amino acids. NCBI's taxonomy places the organism in Eukaryota, Metazoa, Chordata, Testudines, Emydidae. Gene Ontology annotation, biological process: G protein-coupled receptor signaling pathway. The transcript has a single exon. Gene Ontology annotation, molecular function: olfactory receptor activity; G protein-coupled receptor activity. Gene Ontology annotation, cellular component: membrane.
AUGGAGAAGAAGAAUCUCACCAACCCAGUGACAGAAUUUGUCCUCUUGGGCCUCACCCAGAGUCCUGAGCUGCAGCAAUUCCUUUAUGUGGCUUUCUUCAUAAUCUACAUGAACACCUGGCUGGGAAACUUCAUCAUCAUCACCACUGUGAUCAGUGACCACCGGCUCCACACCCCCAUGUACUUCCUGCUGGCCAACUUGGCUUUCCUAGACCUCAGCGACUCAUCAGUCAAUACUCCAAAAUUGCUAUCAGGUCUCCUCUCACAGCAUAAAACCAUUUCGUUCUAUGAGUGCAUUCUCCAGAUGUUUUUCUUCCACUUCAUUGCUGGUGCUAUGGGGUUUUGUCUUGUGGGGUUGGCAAUUGAUCGGUAUGUGGCCAUCUAUAAACCACUGCGGUACUUGACUAUCAUGAACCAGCGUGUGUGCGUGGGGAUAAUGGUACUGGCAUGGCUGGGUGGAUUGGCCCACUCUGCUGUUCAGAUUGGACUGCUCCUCCAGUUACCGUUCUGUGGGCCGAACGUCCUGGACAAUUUUUACUGUGAUGUCCCACAGGUCAUCCAACUGGCCUGCAUUGACACUCAGUUGGCUGAACUGCAGAUGAUCUUCAACAAUGGAGCACCGAUUAUAAUUGUAUUCAUCAUUCUGCUUGUUUCUUACACCGCCAUCUUAGUCAAGAUCAGGACACACAUCACGGAUGGGAAGCAGAAAGCUCUGUCCACCUGUGGAGCCCAGAUUAUCGUGGUAUGUUUACAAAUCAUACCCAGCAUCUUCAUCUAUGCUCGGCUCUUCAAGAACUUCACCCUGAAUAAGGUGAUCUCAGUCAUUUACACUGCAAUCACCCCAAUGCUGAACCCGAUGAUCUACACGCUGAGAAAUGCCGAGAUGAAGAAGGCCAUCAGGAGGCUGAUGAGCAGAAUGCUGUGCUCAGGGAAGGAGAUAAAUUAUGUCUCUAUCUUUCAAUGUCCUUUUGUGUUAAAAACCAGGGCUGGUGCAACCAUUGAGGAAAAGUAG